Molecule: messenger RNA, 1509 nt
Organism: Andrographis paniculata
Lineage: Eukaryota; Viridiplantae; Streptophyta; Magnoliopsida; Lamiales; Acanthaceae
Product: probable WRKY transcription factor 4
Exons: 4
Coding region: 1-1254 (417 amino acids)
Biological process (GO): regulation of DNA-templated transcription
Molecular function (GO): DNA-binding transcription factor activity; sequence-specific DNA binding
Source: RefSeq, a predicted model, not a curated record
AUGGGCGAAACAAUGGAAGAUGGGAAGCACAUACCGACGGUCGAGGUGCCGCCACGUGGCUCCAUGGAGUUCCUGACGGCGGGGUCGGUUUUAGGGUUCAGCCCAGGUCCGAUGACGGUGGCGUCGAGGUUAUUUCCAGAGCAGGGGCAGUUAUCCUUCACUCAGCUCUUAGCUGGGGCUAAUGGAGGUUUCUUGUUGAGUAAUGAUUUUGUGGGAGAAGAGGGGAGAACAGAGAGGUCGUUUGGCGUGGGGCAGAAGUUGAACAGAGAGCUGAGUUCCUCUCAUGGAUUGCUUAAUUCCCCUGAUCAGCUUUUGUCUCCAAAUCAGAGCGCUUUCGGGAUGUCCCACCAGCAGGCCCUCGCACACGUUACAGCACAGGCGGCAUUGUCUCAAUCCUCCACUUGGAACCAGGCAGAAUUUCAGCGCACAUCUCUUACAAAUGCUGUGGAAACAUCGACAAACCUCUUGUCCUCUUUGCCGGAAGCAAGUGAUAGACAAAUGUUGUCUAGUGUUUCGGGUGAUUUACCAGCUAGUGAUGGCUACAAGUGGAGAAAAUAUGGGCAGAAGCAAGUGAAGGAAUGUCCUCGAAGCUACUAUAAAUGCAGUCAUCUCAACUGUUCUGUUAAGAAGAAAGUCGAGCAAUCUUUGGAUGGUCGUAUAUUUGAGAUCGCGUAUAAUGGACAGCACAACCACGACCCUCCUCAGCCUAAUAAAAGAGUAAAAGAUGAUCAUGCGCUGAAUCCCAACAUGAAGUCUGUUAUUACCAAUCAAGAUUCUGUACCCGAGAAUGAUAUUGUCGAAGAUAUUCUAACUACAGUGGAUGAAGAAGAUGCUGAUGAACCAUCCGCGAAGAGAAGGAAUGUUCGGGCAUCCGCUCAACCGGCUUCCGUUAAAACUGUUGCGGAUUCGAAGAUUGUGUUGCAGACUAGGAGCGAAGUGGAUCUUCUUGAUGACGGAUACAGAUGGAGGAAAUACGGGCAGAAAGUAGUCAAGGGAAAUCCCCAUCCAAGGAGUUACUACAAGUGUACAACAACGGGCUGUAAAGUUCGAAAGCACGUCGAGAGGGCAUCAUCAGAUCCGAAAGCCGUCAUUACCACGUACGAAGGCAAGCAUAACCAUGAACUCCCGCCAGGAAGAUUUGUCGGCGCUUCGCAGCAAAAGAGGAAGAGUUGUUCAGGAAAUAGAGAUCGAGACUGUGAAAACAAAGAACAAACGAUGAUGAAUCUACAGCUUAAAGAACAGAUUUUAGCAUGAUGCAAUAUAUAUAUAUAUAUAGAGAGAGAGAGAGAGAGAGAGAGUGAUACGUAGUCUCAUGGUUUAUCACGUGCUUAAGUUGGAUUAUAAGAAUGUUGUUUUGUGUUGUGCAUGCUCUGAACAACACAUCACCGUGCGAACAUUACAUGAUGUCAUUUGACAGGAGAUAGGAUUACUACAUGCUUAUACACAGUGCAUGUUGAUAUAAUAUAAAUAUAUCAUAUGAAUAAAAAUUAUAUGUUAUAGUCUCAACAA